Molecule: messenger RNA, 1986 nt
Organism: Phragmites australis (common reed)
Lineage: Eukaryota; Viridiplantae; Streptophyta; Magnoliopsida; Poales; Poaceae
Product: cysteine--tRNA ligase CPS1, chloroplastic/mitochondrial
Exons: 9
Coding region: 81-1790 (569 amino acids)
Biological process (GO): cysteinyl-tRNA aminoacylation
Cellular component (GO): cytoplasm
Molecular function (GO): cysteine-tRNA ligase activity; ATP binding
Source: RefSeq, a predicted model, not a curated record
AACCCCCCCAAAAAAUCGAAGAUCGAAAGGCUAUCCACAGCCCCUCGUCCGCGCGCGUACUGCCAUCACCUCCCACAAAGAUGGCGGCGGCGGCGGCGGCGAGGCGUGCCACUGGCCUUCUCCCCCUCCUCCUCUCCUCGCCGUCCAGGGCUCGCGUACCCCACCGCCGGGCGCUAGCCCUGAUCCCUCAGCCUCGUCCCCACCGCCUCCUCUCGCACCCCGCCAGGCUCUUCUCCAUCUCCCCCUUUUCCGCCUCCGCCUCGAAUGGCGCGGCUGCCGAGAGAGCCCGCGAGCUGCACCUGUACAACACCAAGUCGCGGAGGAAGGAGCAGUUCCGGCCGCGAGCGCCCGGCGGGGAGGUCGGCAUGUACGUCUGCGGCGUCACGCCCUACGACGACAGCCACAUCGGCCAUGCCCGCGCCUACGUCGCCUUCGACGUCCUCUACAGGUACUUGCGUUAUUUGGACUAUGAAGUUCGCUAUGUUCGGAACUUUACCGACAUUGAUGACAAGAUAAUUGCAAGAGCAAACCAGCUGGGGGAAGAUCCUUUUAGCUUAAGCAAAAGGUUCUCUGAUGAUUUCCUGUCAGACAUGUCCCAUCUUCAAUGUUUACCACCAUCUGUGGAGCCCCGUGUUUCAGAUCACAUUGAUCAGAUUAUUAACAUGAUUAGACAGAUCCUUGAUAACAGUUGCGCAUAUGUAGUGGGUGGGGAUGUCUAUUUCUCUGUUGACAAUUUUCCUGAAUAUGGAGAGUUAUCUGGUCGAAAACUAGAUGAUAAUAGAGCUGGCGAAAGGGUUGCAGUUGAUGAGAGGAAGAGAAAUCCAGCUGAUUUUGCUCUAUGGAAGGCUGCAAAAGAUGGGGAGCCAUGGUGGGAUAGCCCUUGGGGCCCUGGAAGACCAGGAUGGCACAUAGAAUGCAGUGCCAUGAGUGCACAUUAUUUGGGCCAUUCUUUUGACAUACAUGGUGGUGGGGAGGAUCUCAUCUUUCCACACCAUGAGAAUGAGAUCGCUCAGAGCCGUGCUGCAUGUUGUGACAGCUGCAUAAAUUACUGGAUACACAAUGGUUUUGUCAAUGUAAAUAGCCAAAAAAUGUCUAAAUCACUUGGUAACUUCGUCACCAUACGCAAGGUAAUAGAGAUGUACCACCCGCUUGCUUUGAGAAUGUUCUUACUUGGGACACACUACAGGUCCCCCAUCAACUACACAAUAGAACAACUGAAUGUUGCAUCAGAUAGACUGUACUACACGUAUCAGACAUUAUGUGAUUGUGAAGAGAGUUGCCAUCAGCAACAAAGCAACACUGGAGAUUCGGUGCCUGCUAAUACCUUAAAUUACAUCCAGAAACUUCACAAUGAAUUUGAGACUUCGAUGUCAGAUGAUCUUCACACUUCAGUGGCAUUGGCUGCUAUUUCUGAACCACUGAAAGUUAUGAAUGAUUUGUUGCACACUCGUAAGGGAAAGAAGCAGGAAAAACGAUUGGAAUCUCUUUCUGCCUUAGAAGAGAAAAUAAGAGUAGUGCUCUCUGUUCUAGGAUUGCUGCCUUCAAGUUAUCAUGAGGCUCUGCAACAGCUGCGGGAAAAAGCACUGAGACGAGCUUCCGUCACGGAGGAGCAUGUACUGCAGAAGAUUGAAGAGAGGACUUCAGCAAGGAAGGCGAAGCAGUACGAAAAAUCUGACGAGAUCCGAAGAGAAUUGGCUGCUGUUGGAAUUGCCCUCAUGGAUGGUCCUGACGGAACGACGUGGAGACCAUCUGUACCUCUUUCUGAGGAAGGGGUGGUUGCUAAGACAUGAUCUCCGCAGGAAGUUUCAGUGGGACCCGCGGACAACGGUUUUUGUCGGUCUUACUGGAUCGUAUGCAAUAUUUUGUUGGUUCUGUGAUGAAGAGAUCAACGGAGUUUCUGAAAAAUCAGAUUAUCUGCACGAUUGUGCGCUAAAGCUACAGUGGUUAUGAGCUCAUGACGGAAAUAUACCCGUUUUUUUCCCAACA